CGCGCUCUCUGUUGUCGUGCCGCCUCCUCUCAGUGUGGUGCGGUUGGUUCGUGGCGCUCUUUCGGGUCCGCAAAGCUUCCGUUCUUUCUCCUUUCCUCUGCCCGGCCCGGCGCUGCUUCCCGCCCGCUUCCCCCCUCCCCUUUCGCGGUCGGCGCAUUCACGCGAGACCCCGGCUUCGCUCGAGGCCUACGUCCUUUUAUCGCCUCCUCCGUCAGCCGGUGACAUGGCGCGGCUGUCUGUGCCCAGCUCGCAGAAGGCCCUUCUGCUGGAGCUCAAAGGGCUUCAGGAGGAGCCCGUGGAGGGCUUCCGAGUCAGCCUGGUGGACGAGGGGGAUCUCUACAACUGGGAGGUGGCCAUCUUCGGGCCUCCCAAUACGCAUUACGAGGGUGGCUAUUUCAAGGCUCGGCUCAGAUUUCCCAUUGAUUAUCCUUAUUCGCCGCCUGCCUUCCGAUUCCUGACCAAAAUGUGGCAUCCCAACAUAUAUGAGACAGGGGAUGUUUGCAUUUCAAUUCUACAUCCUCCAGUGGAUGACCCACAGAGCGGAGAGUUGCCGUCGGAAAGGUGGAACCCUACGCAGAAUGUAAGAACAAUUCUCCUUAGUGUCAUCUCACUCCUGAAUGAACCAAACACUUUCUCUCCUGCAAAUGUUGACGCUUCAGUGAUGUACAGAAAGUGGAAAGAGAGCAAAGGGAAGGAUCAAGAAUACACGGACAUCAUCAGGAAACAAGUCCUGGGAACCAAGGUGGAGGCCGAAAGGGACGGAGUCAAAGUCCCCACCACGCUAGCGGAGUAUUGCGUCAAGACCAAGACGCCAGCCCCGGACGAAGGCUCCGACCUCUUCUACGACGACUAUUAUGAAGACGACGAGAUGGACGACGAGGUGGAAAGCUGCUACGGGGACGAGGACGACUCUGGCAACGAGGAGUCUUGACGAGGGAUUCCCUGCCCCGUCCCCCCUUCUUUCGCCACCCCCCCUCUCCCCGUCCCUCCUCCCCCUUCUCCUCCUCCCUCCACCGCUGCCUCCUGCUGCUGCACCUGAUAGUAGCAAUAAAUUACCUGACUCAUACUUGAACCCAGGAUCCAACCCGGCUGAGACCUGGAAACCCCGUUUGGCCCCGAGACAAAAGGACCCAAAAAACUCUACCUCAAAAGGAAGACUCGGCUCCUGCUUGACUGGGGAGGGGGUGGGAGAACUCCCAGGGGGCUUCAAGUGCUGUGUGUGUUUUUCGGGGCUUUGGAUUUUGGGUUUUUUUUAAAAAAAAAUUUUGCUUUUAUUCGGGGAGGAUUUGGGUGGAUGGAAAGCGAUUCCUGAUUAUAUCAUCCUGAGCCGAUGCUUUGGCCAUCUGGAGGGGAGUUCGGGGCCCGGGGCCGAGUCGUUGGACGGUCCCUUCAGGAGGCAGGACCCGAGCGCGAAGUUUUUGUGACGUGGGUGGUGUUUUUUUUUUUUUUCCCCUUUAAACAACAACAACAACAACCGCAGGCUAAGAUAUUUGGGGAGAAUUUCUAGCGAGGAAUUUUUCUAGCUGUGCCAGGCAGGUCGGGGCGACCUAUUAACCAGCCUGUGUUUGUAUAGCAGAGGCAAAUAUUGUGAAGUGGGUAUUUCUUUCUGGUUGGCUCUGGAGGCAAGGCCAGGAAGCCGCCUGAGGUUUCUUCCAGUGGGGGUGAAAGAGGGUUCCUUCCUUCCUUCCUUCCUUCCUUCCUUCCAGCACCUGUUCUCCCCAGAGCAUCGGUAUCUCGGUUCUGGCACUCCGCCAAGCUUCUGUUCGACCCAAAAUGGCCUUGAGGAUCGUUUAUCUACUUUCUUUCCUCAGCUUGACUUUCUUUCGGGGAGAGCCCCCAACUCCCCGGCCAGCAAAGGA
Messenger RNA from Pseudonaja textilis, 1859 nucleotides. It is a transcript of the gene CDC34, whose product is annotated as cell division cycle 34, ubiquitin conjugating enzyme. Lineage: Eukaryota; Metazoa; Chordata; Lepidosauria; Squamata; Elapidae. The record is from RefSeq and is a predicted model, not a curated record.